Messenger RNA from Myxocyprinus asiaticus (Chinese sucker), 2132 nucleotides. Its product is annotated as RILP-like protein 2. Gene Ontology annotation, molecular function: protein dimerization activity. The coding region runs from base 170 to 988 and encodes 272 amino acids. The record is from RefSeq and is a predicted model, not a curated record. The transcript is spliced from 5 exons. NCBI's taxonomy places the organism in Eukaryota, Metazoa, Chordata, Actinopteri, Cypriniformes, Catostomidae.
ACAACAGUAACAUGCAAGUGUAGUAAAGAGCCAAGUUGGAAGAGGAACUUGUCGGAUGAGUUGCGAAUGCUCUAGAUUUGUAAGCUCCAGCUCGACGUAUUUUUUUUUUAAUUAUUUUUAUGUUGUAUACGAGUGAUUGCAUAGAUUAUAUAGUUCGCGUUAGAUCAAAAUGGGAGAGCCGCAAGACAGUACACCCAUGCAGGCUUUCGAGAAGGACGCGUUGGAACUGACCGUUGAAGAUGUUUACGACAUUUCUUACGUGAUCGGUAGAGAUUUGUUAAAAGUCAACACAGGUGGUCGGGAAUUCUCGGACUUACAGUUCAAAAUUGUUCGUGUGCUGGAGAUGUUUGAAACCAUGGUGAACAAAUACAACCUGUCCUUAGAGGAGCUCAGGAUGGAACGGGACAAUAUGAAGCGUGAACUGGAUAGAGUUGUUGCAGAAGGUUCAAGUAAUAAUAUUAACAAUGCCACUGGGCCAAACAAGCUAGUUGUGGACUUAAAGGACCCCAACCGACCACGAUUCACUAUGCAGGAGUUAAAAGAGGUCCUGCAGGAGAGAAACCAACUCAAAGCACAGCUGUUGGUGGCCCAGGAGGAACUACAGCUCUACAAGAGUGGGGUCCUGGGGUCAGAACAGAACAUGGUGGAAAUAAACCCGGAGACCCCUUCUCCAUCAGAACCCCCACCAACUAUUACCAUAGAGGAAAACAAAGAAAAGACCACCAUUCAGAAACUCCACUCCUCCGCCCUCUGGUGGAUGACAGCUGCUCCUCCCCGGGUGGACGGCAGCGAGUCCUUCAACCCCUGGCAGAUGGAACGGGUCCUCCCCUUCCUGGGGGAUUGCAGCGGUUCAUCUGACUCCCUGCGGCCGGCAGCGACUCCUCCGUCCCCCGACGGACAGACGCGGCUCCUCCCCUGGCGGACGGCAGCGGCGAGGACUCCGCGACAUUGCUUCCCUACUCCUUCCCGGGUUUCGGCACCACUGUAACAGGUUCUCAUUUCGACAAAAAUAACCUUAAAAUCAACAAAACUUCAGAAGAAUUCAACAAACUAAUAACCUACAGAACUUCAUUGAUCUUCCUUUGCUUCUUAUAUGAUCAAAAAGUUUCACUAUCAAAUACAUGUGAAACCAGAUAAGCCCCGUCCUACCGACUGUGGAAACAAGAGGUCUUUUCACUACAGUACUGCCAGAAGGCUUGAAAUCUCCAACUACUUCUGACUUCUUUUAAGUACAAAGUCAUUUUUUAAACUCAAGUUUGUGUUUUUUAAAUUGAUGUUCUUACUGAGUGCAAAGAUGAACAUUAAUGAAUUGAUGUUACUGGUAGAAUGCCCCUCUAAAACAGUGGUUCUUACCUGUGUUCCUGGAUGCCCCCCAACACUACACAUUUUGGAUAUCUCCCUAAUCAAACACCUGAUUCAAUUCAUCAGCUUGUUAGUUGAGACUCCCAAGACCUGAAUUGGGUGUCUCAGAAAAGGGAGAUAUACAAAAUAUUCAGUGUUGGGGGGCCUCAAGGAACAGGGUUGAGAACCACUGCUCUAAAACAUCUUCGUAGCCCAACAUGUACACAGUCUAUUUUUAUCACCAUCCUUUCAUAAACCGGUUGUCUUUGACCAUUUUAUUACAUUACAAUAGAUGGCUUAUCAUUACAAAGUCAGGUGGGUUAGGUUUAGACAACUUUUGACAAGCUUUUGGAAAUUCAAGUGAUUUUUUUUAUGUCACCACAUUCAUAGUUAAUCAGCAUAGGAUUGCACUUUGCAUUUUUUUUUUAGAAGGUACUUCAUAAUAUGUACAACAGUAUUUUAGUUGAAGGUUGCCAUACAGAUGAUUUAUAAUGUAAUGAAUCUCUUUAAGGUAUAUAGUCACAAGGGUGUUUUGUGGAAUGUGGCUUUAAUCAAGUAAUAAUUCAAUUAAUGUCCAAAUGAAAGAAACAGGCUAAGAAAUUGUAAAGUUUAAUCACUGAAUUUGAUUUUGUCUACUGAAAGAGAUUCAAACAAUUUAUACACUAUUUCUUUAAAAUAUUUAUUAAAACAUGUUUACAUACCAUGUUUAUAUUUUGUGUUUGUGAACCAUGUACAAUUUAAAUUAGCUUAAAAUACACAAAUAAUUCAAUUAAAAAAAGAAAUGGACCAAA